AUGUCCCAACCACCUCCCGACUUCGAGGCCAUGGAGCAACCCGGGACAGAAGACCAAACGAUGCAUGAGCCUCAAGAAGAGAACGAGGAAGAGGGCGAAGGGGACGUUGUCAUGCCUGAUGCCUCUGACGAUAGUUCAGAGGAACCAGAGGAAGAUGAGGACGAAGAGAGAAGGAUUCGGGACGGUUUCAUUGUCGAUGAAGAUGAGGAAGAAGAAGAGGAGGAGGAGGAUGAAGAGCGUCGGAAACGUCGAAAGCGGCGCAAGAAGCACCACCGACGACAUGAAGAACUACUGGACCUGGAUGAGGAUGACCUGGAGCUGAUGGAGGAAAACACAGGCGCAUCGUUCAAGAAAAGUCGCCUGACGAGACUUCGUCGAGGAGGCCCUGACGGAGAUUCACCUCCUUCUGGCUCCUCUAAGCGACGCGCCGUCGUUGAAUCCUCAGACGAUGACCUAGACCAGGACUUGCCCCAAGUACAGGAUAUCCAACGUAUAUGGGACGACGGAGGGCGUGACGACGAUGAUGAUGGAGACAUUGACGCUAUGGACGAUUUCAUUGACUAUGAUGAAGAAGACGAAGCUGGUGCCCCGAUGGACGAAGAGGCGCGCGAAGAAAGGAGAAAAGAGCGGAGGAAGCUAGAGAAGGAGCGGCGUAGAGCGCAAGGCAUUCGUCCAGAAUUAGCCGGCAUUGACGCAAAUGCAUGGGAUGAAAUCCAUGAGGUAUUCGGUGAUGGCCACGAGUACGACUGGGCUUUGGCAGCCGAUGAGCAGGUUGCAAUAUUCAACGAAUCCAAGCAAGAAAUGAAAUAUCAGGAUGUCUUCGAACCCUCAGAAAUCCAAGCGCGCAUGCUCACCGAGGACGACGACUUGAUACGAGCUCAGGAUAUCCCGGAACGCAUGCAACUUGCCAAUUCCACCCUAUCGCUGUACCCCACGCUUUCCGUUCACGCUGACUUUACCGAGGCAGAUCUCGAAGACGCAGCGCUCUGGGUGACUCAAAGAAUAUCCGACAAGAAAACAGAACUAUUCUUCGCUCCUGACGGACAGCACACACACCUCCGUGCUGCAUUGGUUAAGGCCGUGAUGUAUGCACUUCGCUGUCUAUUUAUUGAAGAGUUCGAAGUCCCGUAUGUUUGGACGCAUCGCCGAGACCACAUUUCUCACUUCGACGAAGUCGACAUGCGAGCUCGAUUCGAGCUUCUAUCUUCAUGGGAACUGUGGCGUAUCUAUUCCCUUGGCCAGAAGUACCGCGCGCUCCUCACGAGAAAGAGGGCGCUCGAGACUUCGUAUCUCCGCUUAGGUGUUAACGACGAAUACUAUGAGACGGAAAUCCGGCCCAAGACAGACAGCGUCGAGGUCGUUGCCGAUGUGACUGAGUGGAUGUCCAUGAAAUAUAAGGACAAGAAGAAUGGUGGCUUCGAGUUUCACUUUCACGAUGAUCACGACCAGGACAGCGCACCGAAACGUAAAAUGCCUACCCGUAUAUCUGCCUACGAGGUCGCAAAGAAGAGUUUGGUCUCAAAGCUUGCGCAGGGCUUCGGUAUCCAACCUCACCAAGUAGUCCUCAAUUACAUGGUGUCCCGACACGCCCAUUUCAUCGAUGACGAAGAACUCAACCCUACCGUGUAUGCCGAACAAUUUAUAGAUCCGGAUCCAUCAAAAGCAGAAACAGCUGAAGAGCUUCUGCGGCGAGCACGAAUGAUUUUCGCCACUGAAUUAGGCAAGGACCCCUUGCUUCGACGCGCCAUGCGUGAAGCGUUCCAGGCCGAGGCGCGGGUCUCUGUAUCCCCCACGGAACGUGGUGUGAAUAAGAUUGAUGAGUACCACAUGUACUACAAUUUCAAGUACCUGUAUCAGAAACGUAUCUCAGACAUGCUGAAGUCAUUCCAGUUCCUCCACAUGCUCAAGGCUGAGGAACAGCAUCUCAUCACGAUAUCGGUCACCCUUCCUUCUGACAUCAAACUUGCAUUCGAGCGGCGGUUGGAGGAUGCGUUCACUUCGGAUGGCUUUAGUGACACCGCGAAGGCUUGGAACGCAGAAAGAACUCGCAUUGUACGGGAAGUCAUUGACCAGCAUCUACUCCCUGCUGCGGUCAAAUGGACGCGGGAAUAUAUACGGGAAGAGGUUGAAGAGUAUCUGGCUCGGCAAUGUGGUGAAGCCCUGCGUGCCCGAGUGAAUGUCGCACCUUUCAGAUCGCCAGAGAUGAAAGUUGGCGAGACACCCUCUGUCCUUGCCGUCUCGUGGGGUAAAGGUGAUCCUCAAAAGGAUGCUAUCUCUAUGGUGUACCUGGACCAGGCGGGCCGCAUGCGAGAAUACACCAAGAUCGACAACCUCAUGGACGAAGAGUCAAACGACGAGUUCAUCGAUCUAAUCAAACGCCGGCAACCUGACGUCAUUGUCGUGGGUGGAUUCAGUAUGGCGACCUCUAAAUUGUCUCUUCGUGUCAAAGAAAAGGUGAAUCCCGGCCAAACUGCUCUUCCGGACGAGCCCCAACCUCCGCCAGGAGAAAAUCUCAAUAUCCCUGUCAUCUAUGUCUAUGAUGAUGUAGCGAGGAUUUACCAGCACAGCCAUCGCGCCGACGAAGAAUAUCCGUCGCUGUCGCAGACGGCUAAAUACUGCGUCGGUUUGGCACGAUAUGCGCAGUCUCCCCUUAACGAGUUUGCUGCCAUGGGUAGGGACAUAGUGGCCAUCAAGUUCCAUGAGGAUCAACAUUUGGUGACUCAAGAGAAGCAACUUGUCACUUUCGAGAGGGUGCUAGUAGAUGUUGUCAACAAUGUUGGCGUCGACAUCAAUCGUGCAGUGACGGACUCAUAUAUACAACUUCUGCUUCCCUUUGUCUGUGGCCUAGGUCCCCGUAAAGCUCAAGUAGUCGUGAAAAAGAUUGCGUCACUGGGAGGUAAUCUUGUGAACCGUGAACAAUUCAUCAAAGCCGGAAUUCUCACUACGAAAAUCUUCUUGAACGCAUCCGCUUUCCUUCGCAUCCCAAAUGAACUCGACUUGAAGCCAUACAAGAAUCGCAACAAUGACGACGACACUCCAGACCCCUUGGACAACACGCGUAUACAUCCGGAGGAUUAUGAACUCGCCCGAAAAAUGGCUACAGACGCACUCGAACUCGACGAAGAAGACGUUCACGACGAGCACCCCUCGCAUGUAAUUGGACUUAUCAUGCAAGAUGCCGACAACGAAAAGAAGUUGGCGGAUCUCAAUCUCGACGAGUUCGCGGUUAGCUUGUACGAGGCUAACGGUGACCUCAAACGACACACUCUCAACGUCAUUCGCGAUGAACUGCGUGCUCCCUUCGCCGAACAACGACCGCCCUUCGUACAACCCGAACCUUGGGAAGUUCUCACCAUGUUGAGUGGUGAAACAGAGCGCAGUUUGCGAGUAGGUCUCAUCGUUGUGGCCAUGGUUGGCCGUUUGGAAAAGGAAAAGGCCCACGUCCGCCUUGAUUCUGGUAUCGAAGGGGUCAUCACCUCACAAUGGGCAGCUGAUCCAGCACCUCGCCAUACACGAGACGUCUUCAAGCAGCAAACUCCUGUUAACGCUGUGAUCAUUGGCAUCCAGGCGGAUCCAAACCGAGACAUUUUCUAUGUCGAAUUGACAGCUCGUCCGGGCGACUUGGAACCGGGCGACAGCUCGUUCCGGAUGAUUCAACAUGAUCCUAGUUGGGACGAUGUUCGCGCCAUGAAGGAUAAGGAGAUGCUUCAACGGAAGAAACGGGCGGAGGUCGAUCGAACCCGCCGUGUCAUCAAGCAUCCUAACUUCCAUAACUUCAACUCUAGUCAAGCUGAGGCUUUCCUUGACAAGCAGCAACGUGGGGAUGUCGUGGUUCGACCUUCGUCGAAAGGCAACCACCAUCUCGCUGUGACAUGGAAAGUUGAUGACAAGCUUUACCAACAUAUAGAUGUUACGGAGAUCAACCCUGAUCCAACGGGCCAAACACUGAGCGGACAGUUGAUGGUUGACGCGAAGCAUACAUAUGCUGACCUUGACGAGUUGAUUGUUAACCACAUCCAAGCAAUGGCCAGGAAAGUGGAAGAACUCAUGGCCCACGACCGUUUUAAGGCUGGGACAGAAGAUGAACUCCAUCUCUUCUUGAAGAACUACCUUGCCGCUAAUCCCGCGAAGAGUAUGUACGGGUUUACACUCAACCGCAAGAAGCCAGGGCAUUUCAAUCUCUGCUUCUUGGCCAACAAGAAGUCUGCGGUCCAAUCUUGGCCUGUGAGGGUGACACCGCAAGCCUACUACCUCUUCGAAGCCCCUGCUCCCGGCGUACCAGAACUCUGUGACGCUUUCAAAGUUCGACAUCUUCACGAAUCUCAGAAUGCUGCAAACCAAGCUGCUGGAGGGAAGACACCUUACCUCGCAGGUACACGGACUCCUGCCCAUCUUGGACGUGCUACUCCUGGACACUCUGUACGACAACCGGCACGGACACCCAACCCGUACGGAGGAGCGACGCCAUACGGUGGUGGCGCUCCUCCCCCUCGACCGGGGUCAAAUCAAUUUGGCUACCAGACGCCGUCGUACACAUCGCAACCUCCACCGACAUCACUUCCUGCUGGUAUGAACCCAGAUCGUGCCGCGAUGAUUCAGAACUCAGGGGGAUGGAGUUCGAAUAACGGCGGUGGUUGGUAG
This is a messenger RNA of Pleurotus ostreatus (oyster mushroom), 4641 nucleotides long. It is a transcript of the gene SPT6, whose product is annotated as Transcription elongation factor spt6. NCBI's taxonomy places the organism in Eukaryota, Fungi, Basidiomycota, Agaricomycetes, Agaricales, Pleurotaceae. Bases 1 to 4641 code for a protein of 1546 amino acids. Gene Ontology annotation, biological process: transcription elongation-coupled chromatin remodeling; mRNA transcription by RNA polymerase II; nucleosome organization. Gene Ontology annotation, molecular function: DNA binding; histone binding; nucleosome binding. Gene Ontology annotation, cellular component: transcription elongation factor complex. The transcript is spliced from 13 exons. The record is from RefSeq and is a predicted model, not a curated record.